Molecule: messenger RNA, 786 nt
Organism: Pocillopora meandrina
Lineage: Eukaryota; Metazoa; Cnidaria; Anthozoa; Scleractinia; Pocilloporidae
Source: the annotation of a GenBank genome assembly
AUGAAGCACUACGGUAUGUCGGAAACGAUGUCCUGCGAUGCACUUGCAGGGGAACAGGGACUCUCUUGUUCCUCUGUAAAACAGUUGCCAAUGUUAAAAAGGAUCCAUAGGCGAUUCGUAGAGGGCAAAGUCAAGGACGCUCCGAUUGAAGUUUCAGUGGGGGUCGGUGGGCGGCGGAAGCGAACGAUCAGCGACAUUUCCCAGGGUGAGAAUGCCGGGCAUGGAAAGACAUUAGUACCUCAAAGAGUGUCAUUUCAAAUUCCAUAGUUUGUCCCACAAAGACUUUCGGUUGUUGACAUGCUAAAAUUGGGAAAGCUCAUUACCGCUACCACAACCUCCUUUUAGAUCUUUAAUUUUGACAUGUCGGUAAUGGCGCGCACCGGUAGACCAACAACCGUGGAUUUUUCUAUUGAACCCGAGCCAUUUGGAACUGGUGGAUUUCGUAAGGCGUUCAAAGCGACUUCCAAUGACAGAGGAUUCAAUGGAUCAACAUGGGUGGUGAAGAGGUAUCUAGAAAAGGCUGCAGUCGACAUCAUUGCUAUUGGACAGACACUAGGAGAACAUACAAAGAAGGUAGUGCAAAUGCACUGUCUUGCACAAAAUUUCGCAGCUAAGCUUAAAGAGGAGCUUCAUGCAAUCGAUAAUGAAAUCCUUUUUGGGGAAACCAUGAAUUACAAGAAGAUAUGCAUGAUUGAUUGGAAUGAUUGGCAAAGAGUAUGUAACAGCAGAAGAUUUUAUAGAGGGGACAUUCCACAAAUAUAUCAACAACAAUGGGAGCAUAUGUGA